Molecule: messenger RNA, 1245 nt
Organism: Penicillium cataractarum
Lineage: Eukaryota; Fungi; Ascomycota; Eurotiomycetes; Eurotiales; Aspergillaceae
Exons: 1
Coding region: 1-1245 (414 amino acids)
Biological process (GO): proteolysis
Molecular function (GO): dipeptidyl-peptidase activity; serine-type exopeptidase activity
Source: RefSeq, a predicted model, not a curated record
AUGACCAGAAAUCUGUCAUUUAUCGCCACUGUCGCUCUUUCGACAACAGUCAUUCCAGCCGCUGGCUCAUUCAUUUCACCCGGACCCAUCAUCCCAAAUGUACCCUCAUACAUCUUUUCCAUGCCCCUCGAUCACUUCAAUGCUUCCGAUCACCGUACCUUCAACAAUCGAUAUUACCUCAAUGACACAUACUACAAGCCAAGCAGUCCAGUCUUUUUCUUUGACUAUGGAGAAUCAGGCUUCUCACCCUACUACGCGGGAAUUUUCCUAGCCGAAUCCACCGAGCAAUCGGCUGUAAUGCAGCUUGCAAAAAGGUUCAAUGGUCUGGCUAUUGGAUGGGAACACCGAUACUUCGGCUCAAGCUUACCGUUUCCAAUGGCUUUGGGGAAUAACACGCCCGUGACUCCCGCGGAGUGUUAUAAUUCCGCUGAUUGCACGCACUUGCUCAUCGAUUCCCCGGGGAGUUACCGCUAUAUGACAGUCGAACAAGCUCUCGAAGACGCGAAUUAUUUUGCCAGGAAUUUUGAGCUUCCUAAGGGAAGAGGAAGCUAUUCUAAAAGCUCGCUCACUGCAGAUAAAACGCCGUGGAUCUGGAUCGGUGGCUCAUACCCCGGUGCAAGAGCGGCGUUUGCUCUAAUCCGUAACCCCAAGACCUUCUUCGCGUCCUGGGCAUCUUCUGCCCCAGUACAAUGGCGCAAAAAUGGAUCAGCUUAUUUUAAUCCUAUUGAGCGCUCGCUUCCGGAGCCUUGCCGAACUGAUAUUCUCGCGAGCGUGAAAUAUGCGGAUGAGAUCUUGAGUGGGGAACAUGGAAAAAGGUCAUUCAAAAGUCUACAGAGACUUCUCUACCUUGCACAAGAGACCAUCAGUGGAUUGAAUACAUCAUUCGAUAUCUCUGGUGCUGAUAGUCUCGGCGUGAGAAGUAUUGCGCAUGGACUUGCUACAGCUGUGCAGGAUGGCUACCAAAGUCUAGGCCCCAAAGCUACAACCGACAUAUUGUGCUCUUUUAUGGUCGCUUACGAUCCAACUGCUACACCUGAGAACCGGACGAGUCCCGAAAUGUCAGUUCUCAGCAACCCCGGAACCAGGAAGCCUAAUGCAAACGGACUUGCUGCGACUUACAAUUCCUCUAUUGCAUUUGAAGCCUAUCUCUACGGAUACCGUCACAUGGAGUCCGCACUCGCAACCACUGACAGUCAAGUAGCACCCGAUUCUUGGGAUAACGUUGCCGACAUCUCCUGGAACUAA